CCGCUUCCGGCCAUCAUCAUCAUCACAAGAAAGUCUGCGUAUGCAGGUUGUUUUUAUUAAAUUACAAUGGCUGGGAUGGAAUUUGAGUAUGACGAGGAAGGAAGCACAUUCUACUAUUUUUUGCUCUCCUUUUGGGCCCUUUUAAUAAUUCCUGGCACGUAUUAUUUGUGGCCAACUGCGGAAAGUAAAGAUGAAAAAGAAAGAAAUAGACUUCUCUGUCACUGUGCUCCAUGUGAAGGGAAGCGUCAAAAACUUAAAGUUAAAACCUCUUGGCUAAAAACAAGGCGCAAGGCUGUUCAAAUAAGUUUAAUUUUUGGAUGGGUCAUAUUUGUGCUUCUGGCUUAUAAAGUUUCCACCAUACAAAUUGAACAUCAAGAGUACGAUCCAUUCCAGAUCCUACAGAUAGACAGAGGUGCAAGUAUGCGAGAGAUAAAGAAAGCUUACAGAAAGCUGAGUUUAGAAUUUCAUCCAGACAAAUACAAAGGCGAUGAGAAAAUGUUCAUGAGGGUAGCAAAGGCUUAUGCAGCACUGACAGAUGAAGAAUCAAGAAAAAACUGGGAAGAGCAUGGCAACCCAGAUGGACCAGGAGUCACAACCUUUGGAAUUGCCCUACCGAAGUGGAUUGUUGAUGAUAAGAACUCUAUGUGGGUUCUGUUGGUGUACAUUGUGCUGUUCAUGGUCAUCAUGCCUGCCUGUGUGGGUGUGUGGUGGUAUCGGUCUAUAAAGUUCAGCAAGGAUCAGGUGCUGCUCAACACAACUCGACUCUACCUAUACUUUUUCAGCAAAAACCCGCAGAUGAUCCUCAAGAAGGUGAUCAUGGUUCUGGGGGCAUCAUUUGAGUUUGAUAAGGCCAACAACUCCGAAAUCAUGGAGCGACCCAGUGACAAUGAAGAAAUUCCCAUUCUGAUGAAGCAGUUACCUAACCUAGAUGAGAAGAACAAGGAACGCCCCCUAUGUUUUGGUUAUAGUGUGAAGGCACGCGCCCUGUUACAUGCACACUUUGCCCGCAUGGAGCUGCCACCACAGACACUCAAGAUAGACCAGAUGUAUGUUUUGAAAAAGUGCCCAGCCCUUAUCAAUGAAAUGAUCAACAUUCUCUCCCAGUUGGUGGCCAGUGCCAUGGCCAGACAGCGAAUGAACGAGAUGCCGCGUCUUGAGACUGUAGAGAACUGUAUGAAGGUGUCUCAGAUGAUGACCCAGGCCCUUGAAGCCAAGUCCAACCCACUGCAGCAACUCCCACAUAUACGACCCGACAUGCUCCGACACUUUGUCACCAGGAAGCGUAAUGUACAGCGAAUCCGUGACCUUGUAGCCAUGGAUGACGAUGAGAGACGUGCUUUGUUGAGAUCUCUGACAGACGAUGAAUACCAGGAUGUUAUUAAUGUGUGUGCCACCCUCCCCAAUGUUGUCAUGGUCGUCAAAUCAGAAGUCUUGGAUGAUGAUGACCGGACAAUUCGUGCGGGCAGUAUUGUGACAGUGACCGUGAGCCUGCGACGUAAGAACAUGAUGGACGACUUUGACAUCAACAAGUUGACAGGGGAGAGAGAUGAGCCGGCUGUGGGGGAGGAAGAACAGGUGGAGGAGCAAGAUGGGGAUGAGGAAAAUAAGGGUGUGGAGGAAGCUGCGAGUGCAGAGAACAAGCCCAAAGCCUGGCAGAAGCCCGCUCAUGGGAAGGGCAAGAAGAAGGCCAAGCCCAAGAAGGCAAAACAAGCGUUCAACUGGAAGAAGCCAGCUGUACAGAAUGUCGGGGCCAAGCCUGACGGUCAGGUGACAUCGGAAAAACCUGAGGGGGAGGAGGAGGCUGAAGCAGAUGAUGAUGUAGAAAGAAACUCUGACAGCGAAUCCGAGGCGGAGGAGAUUGUAGGUGAGGGGACUGUUCCUGAAACCAAACCACAGCCAGACAAGAAGAAGAUAAAGCGAAAACGGGCCGAUACGGAGCAUGAAGAUGAUGACUGGGAGAAGUUCCAGGAAGAGGCCAAGAAAGAGAACUCACUUGAAACAAAGAAAAAGGAAAGCCACCCUGUUCACUGCCCUCAUUUCCCAGAUGAGAAGCAGGAAGGUUGGUGGUUGUAUGUAGCUGAUAGGAAAAACCACAUGCUUGUUACUGCCCCUGUACAAAUACUCUCCCUGAAGAAGGAAGAAGAGAUGACGCUGAAGUUUUCUGCCCCUCCAAAAGUGGGGGUCUACACCUACAGUGUCGUACUGAGGUCAGACAGCUACUUUGACUUUGACCAACACCACAACUUUAAGCUGGACGUGAAGGAAGCCAAGGUGAUCGAGGAUCACCCUCAGUGGGACAUCUCCGAUUCCGAGGAUGAGGCAGACGCCCACAAGAACGACGCCAGCAACGACUCAGACUACUCAACAGACAUGGAGGACGAUGAUGAUGAUGAUGACUAUGAUGAUUAAGACAAACAAACAAGAAGCCUGAUAUUAAUGAAACAGGAUGAUAAAUAAACAUGUUUCAUGAUAGAUAGCUGGCUUAAUACUUCUACAGACAACAGACUUUUCAACUGAAAUGGAUGACCAUGAUGAAGUUGUUUAGAAAAGGAGGUCUCAUGUUGUGUUUGGAAGAGUGAUUCGAAAAUAUGUGUUCAAACAUUUAUUUUGGCUUAAAUGAUGAAAUUAAUCUCUAUAUUUGGCACAAAUUUGAUAUCAUUAUUAUGUACUUGUAUGACCUUGUACACACAUUUCCGAAGACAAAUUUGGGGGCGAAUGUAAAUGUAAAUUAGCUUCUACAAUAUUUAGAGAUUGAAGUGUGUUACAUUCAGCUAUAAAUUGUUACAUUAUUUAUGGAUCACUUAGAUUUCAAGCAGUUUACUGGUAUACCGGUAGAUCUGAAGAAGCUGUCUUUGGUAUUAUUUUGUGAUUCUAUUCUGUUGUAGCUGUAAAGCCAAUCUAUGUAUACUGAGAGUAUGAUGUUGAAUUUAUGUAUUGUAAAUUAUAUUUAAUUAGAUUGACUUUAAGUCUGUGAUUUUUUCCAUUCUUUAAACUUUCAUUUUAUAACUUUACUGAGAAACAGAUGUAACCAAAUAUUUUUUUUUUUCUGUGUUGCAAAAUAUCACAUUUUAGUUUAUAAGACAAAACAUAAAGAUGCAAUCAGAGUGUCUUGAAAAGCCAUAGAUGUUCAGUAUGUAAAUAGAGGUGAUGUAUUUAUGUAUUUAACUGCAAAUGAGUGCUUACGGUUUACUGCAAUAAGCACAAUCCUAUUCUGUUGUGUUUGCCUAUGUUGUUUGCCCAAUUAGGUGCAAAGACUCACGAAAUCGCUUUCAAGUGCUGGUGUGGUUUUUAACAUUUAAUGUAUGCAGAAUAAUGGUCAUUGUUAUAUGAGAGGUAUUCAGUGUUUUCAAAUCUACACUUUUCAAAGAAUCAUAUGUAUUAAUUAGGAUACAACAUAAAUGAAGGUCGAGCAAUUACUACUCAAUUAAAUAACUUUUGUUUUAGAACUCUUAUUAUAGGCCAGAAAUUUAAGAGUCACUGUUAUAACAUAAAAGGUAUUUGGUGUUUUCAAUCUAUACUUUUCUAAGAAUCAUAUGUAUUAACUAGGAUACACCAUAAUUGAAGAAGGUCAAGCAAUUACUACCCAAUUAAAUAACUUUGUUUUGUUUUAGAACUCUUAUUAUAGGCCAGAAAUUUAUGCUCACUCGAGCGUCAUAUACCUAUUGAACAAGGCAUUAUCUGAAUCACUAGUCAAGAGUAAGACUUAUUACAAUACUCGUAUAGGGAUCAAAAUACAUGUAUGUUCAUGAAAUGGACCAUAUUCAAUAUCUAUAAUUAAAUAUCUCCUGCAUCUGUACUCACAUUUUUACCUUUCAAUUACUGACAAUGGGAGCACCUCAUUUGGUAAAUUGUUUUGUAUUGAUUUUUUUUAUAGUUUUUAAGAGAUUUGGAAUUGAAGAUUUUUUUGCAUGUUGUAAAUUGUUGGAAAUGAUGUGGCGGAGAGGGUCAGAGUGACAGACUUUGUUGUGCAAUGCUUCAUUUGCUCAUUCUUGUGUCUAUCACAAAUCUGUACUUUCACUAUCAAGAGAUUAUGACUUUGACUCCGUUUCAAGGGCAUUGCAUCAGAGAAAUAGACAAAAAGCAUGAACUGUGUAUCCCAUUCCAUUGUUAGAAUUUCCAUGUUUGAUUAAUGACUGUUUAAUGUAAAUAAAGCUCAAAAACAAAUAUGUCAUGCAUUGCUGAUCUUAGGGUUUUAGUCUGAUUUUAAAAAUGACAGGGUGCUGCAGAGUGGUGGUAUUGGUAAAAAGGGCAAAUUGAAUUAGGCUGCAAAGAACUGAAAAAUUAUGAAUUUGAUAGAAAAUGUUAGUAAAUGUGUCUUAUGGAAGUAAUAUUAGAUUUUAACUGCUAAAUAUGUAAUGUUUGUAGGUAUUUAUAAUCAGCGUAUUAGUUUAAUCAAAACAAAAGAAAUAUUUCAUAAGCAUUUAAUUCUAUGAAGGCAGAAGGGUGCACAUGCUGGUGUCAAUGAGGGCAGAAGGGUGCUAACAAAAAAAGACGGUGCAGCAUCCUUGCAUAACUCUAGCUGAAACCCUAGAAGAUGUAGAUAUGUGUAUGUCAGUGAUUUAUAUGUUGUUCCGAAGUUGUACUUCAUACUUGUACAUGUAUUAAUUUUACAGCCUAAUGCCGAGCUGUGUUAAGUAAAUGAAUAUAUUAUAUAGUUCGUCGGAUUGGUUGUCAAACGUUCAUAAGCAAUUUUAUUUUAAAAAUGGUAAACCAGAAGAUGUUCGUUUGUAAAGCAUUAAAUUGCUUUUCUUUAAAUCUCUAAUAACUUUUUUCAAUAUUGGAUUCUGCCAGGAUUAAAAAAAGCUUUUUGUUGUAUGAAUGCAGCCUGUCAAAACAAUAAAUUUGUUCCUCUUAUGGUUGUUCUUAUGGUUAAUGUUGGGUAUUUUUUUAUUUUUAAGGAAUGCAAUCAUAUGUAGAGGGAAAUGUAGUAUUUUUGUUAGUCAGCAUUGUGUCACUAUUGUCAAGUAAAAAGUUAUAUUUAUUUUAGUUUUCAGAAUAAACAAUGUUGAUAAUUUAUGAAAAAAAUAAAACAAAUGAAUUAACGAC
This is a messenger RNA of Mya arenaria, 5046 nucleotides long. RefSeq names its product translocation protein SEC63 homolog. The transcript is spliced from 19 exons. Gene Ontology annotation, molecular function: RNA binding; transmembrane protein transporter activity. Gene Ontology annotation, biological process: post-translational protein targeting to endoplasmic reticulum membrane; SRP-dependent cotranslational protein targeting to membrane. Lineage: Eukaryota; Metazoa; Mollusca; Bivalvia; Myida; Myidae. Gene Ontology annotation, cellular component: Sec62/Sec63 complex. The coding region runs from base 67 to 2409 and encodes 780 amino acids. The record is from RefSeq and is a predicted model, not a curated record.